UGGGACGUCACGUUCUUUGGCUGCUUCUCAAGCCUCGUUCCGAACUGUUUCAUGUCGACUAUUUGCCCGUGUGUGGCCAUCGCGCAGAUCCAAGCGCGUCUGGGUAACUGCUACGCGACGGCGCUGUAUGGCCACAGCAGCACGAUCUUCGACCUCUUGAUCAUUUUCCUGUGCGGCGCCGCGUUCUUCGUGCUGUUCUACGCGUUCUCGCUGUGUCUGGUGCGCAUGAAAGUGCGAAAGGAGUUCGAGAUUAAAGGAAGCAUCGGCGUCGACUGCCUCGCGUCCACGUGCUGCGCUCCAUGCACCGUGGCGCAAAUGGCGUCGCAGAUGCAGAGCUACACGCCCGGAAGCUGCAGCUUCCAGCAGCCUGGAGUCGUCGACACGCUGCCCGGAUACCCCGUAACCCCAGCGAUGCAGUUUAUCUAA
Phytophthora sojae is the source of this 426-nucleotide messenger RNA. RefSeq lists its product as hypothetical. The transcript has 2 exons. The record is from RefSeq and is a predicted model, not a curated record. NCBI's taxonomy places the organism in Eukaryota, Oomycota, Peronosporomycetes, Peronosporales, Peronosporaceae. The annotation marks the transcript as partial.